This is a messenger RNA of Tachysurus fulvidraco (yellow catfish), 4174 nucleotides long. It is a transcript of the gene mark3b, whose product is annotated as MAP/microtubule affinity-regulating kinase 3b. The record is from RefSeq and is a predicted model, not a curated record. Gene Ontology annotation, molecular function: ATP binding; protein serine/threonine kinase activity. The transcript has 17 exons. Bases 561 to 2477 code for a protein of 638 amino acids. Lineage: Eukaryota; Metazoa; Chordata; Actinopteri; Siluriformes; Bagridae. Gene Ontology annotation, biological process: intracellular signal transduction; protein phosphorylation. Gene Ontology annotation, cellular component: cytoplasm; plasma membrane.
GCUGUUUAACAAAUACGCGGCCAUCUUGGAUUCAUCAGCCUAGCUACAGGCAGCCCUUAGUUUUCUGGGAUGGGUGGAACUGAAGCAAAACUUGGGGAUUACAGGGCGUGAUUUAUUUUUUUUUAUUAUUUUUUUUAUAGGAAAUAGUCUUGCGUCGCCGGUCGGAUGCUGGACAUUUUAGAGGAACUUUACUAACUUCCUAAAAACGUCAGCAGGCCUUUUGUUAAGGGAUUAUAAGCUGAAGUCCUUCCUUUUCGUCUAAGCCCUGUGUGCGGUUCGGUGGGCCUGUUUUAACCGUAUGGGCUUGGUUCUUUUCACAACUUUUUAUUUGACAGCGUGGGUAUAACACUUUAUAAACUCCUCGGUUAUGUUGGACUGCACAAGUUUGUGUUCUGUGCCACCGGUUGGACAUCCAGCACUGUGUGGUGUUAUUCAUCUGGAGUUCCGGCGUUUGUUGUGCUGAAAGUUCUCAGUCGAAGCUGGUCUCCUAAAUGGUCUACAUCAGCUGUCGGAAAUCUGGUUUCCACUCCGACUGAACACACUUGGAAAGACCCAUUAAGAUGUCAACGAGAACCCCGCUGCCUACAGUGAAUGAGCGCGACACGGAGAAUCACACCUCUCACACUGACGGGAGAAACGAUGGUGCCACAAGGUCCAGCCGAUCCGGGGCAAGAUGCCGCAACUCCAUCGCCUCGUGCGCCGACGAGCAGCCACAUAUCGGCAACUACCGGCUGCUCAAAACCAUCGGCAAGGGCAAUUUUGCCAAGGUCAAAUUGGCACGGCACAUCCUGACGGGUCGAGAGGUGGCCAUAAAAAUUAUUGAUAAGACGCAGCUCAAUCCUACCAGUCUCCAAAAGCUCUUCCGAGAAGUAAGAAUAAUGAAGAUUCUGAAUCAUCCAAAUAUUGUAAAGUUAUUUGAGGUCAUAGAAACGGAAAAAACCCUUUAUCUGGUGAUGGAGUAUGCCAGUGGAGGGGAGGUGUUUGACUACCUCGUAGCACACGGUCGGAUGAAGGAGAAGGAGGCCAGGGCUAAAUUUAGACAGAUUGUAUCAGCUGUACAGUACUGCCAUCAAAAACACAUUGUGCACAGAGACCUCAAGGCAGAGAAUCUGCUAUUAGAUGCAGAUAUGAACAUUAAGAUAGCAGACUUUGGCUUCAGUAACGAGUUCACGCUGGGCAACAAGUUGGACACGUUUUGCGGCAGUCCACCGUACGCCGCUCCCGAGCUCUUUCAGGGAAAGAAGUACGAUGGACCAGAGGUGGACGUCUGGAGCCUGGGGGUCAUUCUCUACACACUAGUCAGUGGAUCGCUGCCUUUUGAUGGCCAGAACCUGAAGGAGCUGCGAGAGCGAGUGCUAAGGGGGAAGUAUCGCAUUCCCUUCUACAUGUCAACCGACUGCGAAAACCUCCUCAAGCGCUUCCUGGUGCUCAAUCCUAUCAAGCGGGGUACACUUGAGCAAAUCAUGAAGGACCGGUGGAUAAAUGCUGGCUUUGAAGAGGAUGAACUCAAGCCCUUUGUGGAGCCAGAGCUCGACAUCUCAGACCAGAAAAGAAUAGACAUAAUGGUGGGAAUGGGUUACUCCCGUGAGGAGAUCCACGAGUCGCUGACAAAGAUGAAGUAUGAUGAGAUCACAGCAACCUACCUGCUGCUGGGUAGGAAGCCUACCGAGAUGGAUGCUGCCGAAUCGAGCUCCAGCAGUAACCUGUCCCUGACCAAAGUCAGACCCAACAGUGAGCACAACAAUGGCCAGUCACCAUCACACCUCAAAGUCCAGCGGAUCACCUCUAACCAGAAACAGCGGCGCUUCAGUGACCAGGCUGGUCCAACUAUUCCGUCAGUGGGUUACCCCAAGAGGAGCCAGACUACCACAGCAGAUAAUGAGCACAAAGAGGACAGCAGUGCCCAACCUCGCAAAUCCAGCUCUUCUGGGAGCCGAGGUAUGGCACCUCCGAGCCCCCUGCUGGGCAACGCCAACAAUCCAAACAAGGCUGACAUUCCUGACCGCAAGAAGGGCUCCACUGCCCCUGGGAGUAAUUCUGUGUCUGGGGGGAUGACCAGGAGAAAUACUUAUGUUUGUAGUGAACGCAACGCUGCAGACCGGCACUCUGUCAUCCAGAACGGCAAAGAAAACAGCACAACCACGGCCUCUUCACAGCGAAACCCUGGGGCUUCCACUCACAGCGUCAGUAGCGCCACACCACCAGACCGCCUGCGUUUCCCACGAGGCUCGGCGAGUCGUAGCACCUUCCACGGCGGCCAGCUGCGAGAUCGGCGCACGGCAACGUACAACGGACCCCCUGCCUCACCCACCCUCUCCCACGAUGCGACACCGCUCUCACAGUCCCGCAGCCGUGGCUCCACCAACCUCUUCACCAAACUUACCUCCAAGCUCACACGCAGAAACAUGUCAUUCAGGUUUACCAAAAGGCCACCGUACUGGGCGCUAAAUUUGGCAGCUGACAGAUGUGGUGAAUGAGAGUAAUUUGUUGCAAGAUGUCUGGAGUUCAGGUACCGAGAACUUUUUUUUUUCCCCCUUUUCUUUCUCGAUCCUCCCUCUUGUUUUUGGCCCUACUCCGAUGCUCCAGUAUUCUGUCCUAGUUGUAGAUCUUACUGCUCUAGAUCUUCUGACCCACCCCUGUCAGUCUUCCCAUGAUCUAUCCCGGCAAAAUCUCCCUAAAUAUGACCAUGCUGUGAAAGAGCUCAGACUCCACACAUAGCUAACAUGUUUCUCACUGAGCUGUAAACUCCCACAAGGGACAUGAGUCUGCUUUUUACAUGUAGUGAAAAAGUAGUGAAUCCCAAUUGUCUUUUUUCCUCUUAAUCAAACACUCUACUUGUAUGUCUCAUGGCUUUAUUAUCCACCUGCUGUUGUAUGAUUAGAAAAGAUCGGCCCAGCACAAUCCCACAAUUUUCACUGUAACAGUAGAUGAUGACCGUCCACAGACUCAGCAGUAAACAAGCACAGGGACUGUGUGUAAAGUUAAAGUAAAGGAGGUCUUUAAGUGGACAGAUAGGAAUGUGUAGAGAGGAGUUAAUGUAGUUGGUGGGUGAGCAAGAGAGGGAGACUCGGAGAGAGUGAGAGAGAGAAAUGGAGAGAGAGAGAGAUGUAUACAAUUGAAAUGGCUGAAUGACAAACAGCACAAUACAAGCAGUGAUGGUAUGAAUUGGGCAUGUAAACCUUAAAUCAGACCCUUAAAAUAGUCCAAGUAAGAUAACUAGUGAAACCCAGAACUGUCAGCUUAGCACUGCUUCUUCAGUAAACCUUGUGUGUUAUAUUGCUGUAUUUGAGUGUAGCUGUCUAGUUUUCAAAUCAAAACAGGCAAAAACACAUGAUUCUGAUUGGUUUCUCAUCAUAGUCACAGCCAACAAAAUGUGUGGAGGGAUGCAUGCUUCACUGACUUUGUUUAACCUUUAUGCACAUCUUUAUAAAUGCGCUAAAAUGUGUGAUAUUGAAUAAAAGACAUUGUGAUGUUUGCAUCACACAGUAGGUACAGGGUUAAAAAAUACCUGGAAUAAUUGUCAAUAACUGAUACAAAGCAUUAGACAGCAACUUGAGGCAGUUAAAGAAAGUUCAUUUAAGGAUCGACACUGUAAUCACAAGCAAGUGAGCAUCUUAUGCCUUUUUCUGCCUUUUCUUUCCUCCAAUCACUUUAACAGCCAAAUCAGAAUCAUUCACUAUGAAGCAGCUUGUUAUUGUAGGAGCACUUGAUCAUUCAGUUUCUUGUGCUGAGCUGUAAUUCCAGCCCACUACAUCUCAUGAACUCUGUGCUACCCUCCAAAUUACACUCUGUGUAAAUGCACAAGGGAGUGUAAACACUCGUUAUGUUGAGCUGCUCUUUUAUAAAGAGGAAGUUUUUCUCUGUAGUCCAGAGCAAGGGGAUAAAUUAAAACCCCUCUUCCUGUUUCUUGCUCUGCGUAUCAUGUUUGACUGUAUCAUACCAGAAGGAGGGAACAACUGACACCAUGUUUGACUCCUUUAGGUCAGGAAAUUCAUUCCUGCAGCUGAAGAAUCCUCACCCCCUUGUUUGACCAUAUUCUGUGUUUGAGUGCAUGAGCAAUAUCCUUGCCUUAAUUCAUAGGAAAUUGAAUAUGAGGACUAUGAAGUCUUUCGCUAUGAUCAUGCGAUCUCCUUUUUUGUGCUAGCUUUAUUAAAAUGUGUGUUAUUACCCUCUA